Molecule: messenger RNA, 1545 nt
Organism: Trichobilharzia regenti
Lineage: Eukaryota; Metazoa; Platyhelminthes; Trematoda; Strigeidida; Schistosomatidae
Source: the annotation of a GenBank genome assembly
AUGAGUACGACUAGCUCUCUUUGUCCACUUGAAGACAAUGAUACACCACAGCAGUGUUUAUGUUCUCUUGAUUAUUCUUCAUUCCCUAUUAUACUGUUGCAUAGUCUUCCAUUGAAAGUGCAACGUUUAAUAGCAAAUCGAUUAAGUCGUGCUAGUCUACCUCAGUUUGUUUUAACUACUCAUGAAGGAGGUCAAUGGUCAUUGGUUCAAUUAACUAUUAGUCAUUUAAAACCAUCAACAUCAUCAUCGUCAUCAUCGUUGAAUGAAUUUCGAAACAAUCAUAUAGUUAAGGUUAAUUCCAGUAAAGCGAAACCAUUGAAAGAAGUCAAUAAAGAAUUUGAAUCGUCUCCAUCCACAGAUUGGAUUGUAUCAAUUCACCUGAACAUAGAUCCGUAUACUACGGCUUAUUUUUAUGAUUCUUGUGUACAAUUCAAGUUAAAAGCCAAAGAAGCAGAUAAAAAUUGUUGGUAUUGCCCAUUUUGUUCAGCUGUUUACAAUAUCAAUGUUGGCGAUGAUGUAAAUAUCCUAAAACGACAUAUGCGUCUACAUGUUGAACUUCGUUGUUGUAUGGAUUGUGCAACUUUAUUACCAAAUAGUACAUUUUCAGGGAAUUCUGAAACAUCAGAACAUGUACAUAAAUGCAGUGAAUUAAUAAGCUCUCAAGCAAAAGAUGAUCCACAGACAUUGUCUGUUAAUACUAGUCAUAUUUCAACUUCAUCUUACGAAACAGUAGAUCUUCCCAUACCAAGUUGUAGCAAGUUUUUACCAACAGUCCUUCUACGAGCCGUACGGAAGCACGAAAUUCCCUCAACGUCAGUUACUUUAAAUUCUUCCUCAGCAGAUAGUAUUGAAGGGAACUGGCGGCGUUUUUGUACAAAAUGCAACGUCGGUUUUAAAACACCCGCUCAAUAUCAACAACAUUUAAAGAAUGUGCAUCGAGGCAGAAGAUUUAUUUGUCAAGAGUGUAAUGCGUUAUUUAGUACAAAGGGUAAUUUAACUAAACACUUUAAUCAAGUUCACAAUCAGAAUGCUGGUUUGUCAUGUCCUAUUUGCGAAAAACAUCUUAGCAAUAAAUUCAAUUUAGAACGACACAUUCGCUUGGUUCAUACAGAAAAGGAAAUUGCAUCAUCAUCUUCGGCUUCCAAAGGAAACAACACUACAGUCAGUGGUGUCCCACAUUCGGCUACCACUGAAUCCAAUGAAGAAUGUUCAUCACAUCAAGAUGAUAAUACAACUGUUGUUCCAACUGCUAGUGGAACAAAUCCGCGUGGAUAUUAUCUUUAUCUAUCGGAUUCAGGAGGUUAUCAGUCAGUUAACACAACUGCACAAUCAACAAAUGCAAAUCAUUCUGUAACAAAACAAUCCAUAAUUCAGUUGAAUUCGGAAAAUGUCGAUUUACAAUCUGUUGCUUUCGUUGCAGACAUCAGUCUAACACCAUGUCAUCCAGCAAAUCCUGAGGCUGAAAUCGGUGUCGGUGGUAAAACUUGGAAACGGAAUAUAAGUAUUGUACAGUCUUCAAAACAAACUGUUAAUGAAGAUUCAUGA